ACGGCUCUGGCAUCCGCUCGUCGGGGCUGCCGGGCCGCCUUUUCGCGGGAGGCGGCAGCGAUUGGUCAGGUCUGGGUCCAAGAUGGCGGCUAACGCGACCACCAACCCCUCUCAGCUACUGCCGCUCGAACUUGUGGACAAAUGCAUAGGUUCGCGCAUUCAUAUUGUGAUGAAGAGCGAUAAAGAAAUUGUUGGAACGCUUCUAGGGUUUGAUGACUUUGUCAAUAUGGUAUUAGAAGAUGUUACAGAAUUUGAGAUUACACCUGAGGGCAGAAGAAUCACAAAGCUAGACCAGAUUUUGCUAAACGGAAAUAACAUAACAAUGCUGGUUCCUGGAGGAGAAGGACCGGAAGUAUAAAUUGAUACAGUUGUCAUCUAUGAAGACAUGUUUUUUAUAUAUAUAUGUGUGUGUAUAUAUAUAAAAAAAAAAAUCUAAAUAGAGCUUUUGGGGUAUGGGUGUGGGUGGGUUUUGGUGUGGGUGGGUUGUUUUUGUUUACAUGCUCUUGCAGUUGACAUUUGAUAAAAGACAAGGAUUUCCUCUCCAGGAAAGGUGCAUUGCUAAUGAUAAUGCUGACUUUGUAAGUUGAAAUAAUGACUUUUUUGUAAAGAUGCACUAAUCUGUUCUGAAUAAAAGGCUUUCUUUUUAUUAGUUACUGCGUUCUGUUAUGUAAGUGUACAUAUUAGGUAUUUUUAUAACUGGUUGAUGGAACGGAAAAGUAAUAGUUAUGUUUCAGUUGCUGUCAGUCUUCAGUUUUUCUACAUCUGUUGUAUUUGUUUAUGGCCUAAGUCUACGAGUUGUGAGCUAUUCCUUGGAGUACAGGCAGAUACUAAGCUGGAUCAUUUGUUUAAACACUGCUUCAGGCUGUGUCACCAGAAACCAUGUGGUAGGGUGCUGUAGAAUUCUGAAAGCACUUUGAAGUGGAUGCAGUCUGUUUGAUGCUCAGCAGCCUGUGGUUCUGCUGGCCUUGAGGUUCAGGUGUCUUGAAAUUCUUUUGCUUGGUAGAUAUACUUUCUUACAGAAAAGGCACUGUAAUGGUAUUUGGCAAGUGUGGACAGACAGACGAGACCUAGUUCUUGUUGAGGGGGUAAAAAAAAAAAAAAGCCAAAAAAACCCGGUGGCCUUAAAACUUCUCAUUCGUGUCAGUGGUGACUCUGCUUUCACCACUAUGUGGUGCUGUGUAUACUCAAUUAAAUUGUGAGCUGCCCAUAACUGCUUGGGUAGUUCUGAGUAGGGGUUUUAGAGUAAAUGUUCUUUUGGCUGCAUCUGUUCUCCUGUGAUAUAAAAACUUGGCAGAUAUUUGGAGCAACUGCUACUUCAGGAGAAUCUCUAUAAAGUUGCUAGUUUUGUCAUGAUGGAAUAAGAAAAUAACUGAUUCUAAAUCAUGUCCACUGCAGCUUUUGCCUCUAUAAUGUGCUACUCAACUGGUUUCUAUGUGUAAAUGUCUUUGGACAUUGUGCUGUUACUGUAGACGAGCAGGGUAGAGUAUGGGCUCACAGGGAAGGACAUGCUUUGCCUUCAUGUCAUCAGAAGAAGAAAGAAGAGUUGAAGAAAGGGGCUCAGGAGGACGAGACUGCAAAGAAGUACUAGAUCCUUUAGUGUUGCUUUAUCUGACAGAAAAGCUGCCUUCUGCUAGCUGCGUCUUAGCUCGAAAUACAGUGAGAACUUCUUGCCUUAGCCUAUCGAAAGGGAAAGAGACUCCCUCCGCUCUCCCAGGGAGUGUGCUCCUUUUGACUCGCUUGUUCUGAAUAUAUAUAUAAUAUUUAGAUUGCAUGGUGACAAGCUAUACCAUUGACUCACUGAAUGGUUUUUCAUUUCUGUUCCCACAUCCUUCUCCAGCUUUUUUCAUGAUAUCAAUUAAAAAAAAAAUAAUUUUUUUUAACUUACAUUUGAUUGGAAUAUCAUCUGUCAGUUUUGGCACCAAACACUUUAUUUCCUAGAAAUAAGUCAAGCAUUUUCAUCAGAACACUUCAAACAUUUUUAGCCGGUGUAGUACUGUUGUGUUGGGGUAUUUUUGAAUAAGAUUCUAUAUGUGUUCCAGUUUGUGUACUUAAUUUCUACUUCACUCAGUAUUUUGAAAAGAGUCUUAAACAGAAGAAAGGUUUAAUGCUUGGCAGAGAAAAAGAGCAGAUCUUGACUCAAAAGCAACUUUUCAAAGGGCAAGGUAAAUUAUUUUGUUUCUUUUGGGUUUUUUAUUCUGUCAGCGCAAACAUCUUGUUUUCUCUGGAUUUUGUUAUCUCUGGGGAAAAAAAGCUUGAUAUUGCCUCACUUCCUACUUCUCUGGUUGUAUUUUUUUCACUCCCUCCAGAGGAAGUGCUAAGACUGUUAUCUUUUAGGAAGACAUUUUAAUUCAUGACUCAGAGGUCUGCAGACAUCACUCUAGGGAUAGUUUCUGUGCAUCCAAACGCUGAUAAUCCUUUAUAAUAUGAAAGGCAAGAUUUGUAACUUUGAACUGAGAAUUUGAAGUAUUCCGGAUGUGGCUGGUUCCUUUGCAUUCAAUAUUCUUUAGCCUGUUGCUUUGGGAGUGCAGGUAAAGCUUUUCAAUUGAAUAAGCGAAUAGCGGUGGUUUGGUUUUGGUUUUUUUUUUCCUCCCCUAGAAAUCUAGUGCUUAAUCAUACUGCACUGUUCUGUAGAAGUUAUGGAUGCUGUGGUGUUCUCCAGAAUGCUACUUAGGGUGCUACUACAAGUAGGUAAUUUAAAAUAAUAACCGUAGGCUUUAAAAAUAUGUAAAAGUUAAUGAUGUUUAAAGAUUAGAACAGGGUAGUCUCUGGUUUAAAUUACUUCAUGCUUAUCACGUGCACAGUGAUGAUUCAGUUUUUUGUUUGUUUGUUCAGUUUUGGUUUUUUUCCUUCUUUAUGAUGGCACUGGUUGCAGUCAUCUUUAAUUUUACUACAUGGCUUAGUAUGGACAUGGUUCCUUUACUUUCUGCCUACUAUUUCGGUUUACUUGCAGACAUAGUUAAGAUAGCUGUUUGGAGCUGUGGAGUGAAUAUAUAUGUGUGUGAGCGUGUGUGAAAAUAGUAAGACCUAAAGUGCCCUCCCCACAUCCUUGGUUUUUGCUGACCUGUAUUUCAGUGUUAGCAAGAUUUUAAACUGACACAAGUAUUGCUGUUGCAAAUGUUUCCAUGUUUGUCUAACAAUUCUGAUGAAAUAAAUAAAAAAACCCAAAUCAAAACACUUAAGUGUUUUGUUGCUUGCCCUGUAACUAUAUAGG
Molecule: messenger RNA, 3211 nt
Organism: Chroicocephalus ridibundus (black-headed gull)
Lineage: Eukaryota; Metazoa; Chordata; Aves; Charadriiformes; Laridae
Gene: LSM5
Product: LSM5 homolog, U6 small nuclear RNA and mRNA degradation associated
Exons: 5
Coding region: 83-358 (91 amino acids)
Biological process (GO): mRNA splicing, via spliceosome
Cellular component (GO): U4/U6 x U5 tri-snRNP complex; U6 snRNP; Lsm1-7-Pat1 complex
Molecular function (GO): RNA binding
Source: RefSeq, a predicted model, not a curated record